GAAAACAAUUCCUAUAUAACCACUUUUUUAUUUACUGCAUAUGGAGACUUGGGUUAUAUGAGAAAUAUUUACUUUACUAUCACUAUUAUGGUGUACCUUAUAAUACAUUUGGUAAAUGCAAUUAUCAUUUUAGUUAUUGUCUGUGACAAAAACCUUCAUGAACCCAUGUACAUAUUUAUUUGUAGCUUAGCUGUUAAUGGCAUUUAUGGUAGCAAUGCUUUUUAUAUAAAAUUUAUGGAGAAUAUUUUAUCAGCCAAUCCAUCAAUUACAAGAACUGGGUGUUUUCUUCAGAUUUAUGCCAUUCAUACUUAUGGAGCUUUUGAAUUUAUGAUUCUGGCACUAAUGGCAUAUGACAGAUAUGUUUCUAUCUGUAAUCCUCUCCUGUAUAAUAAUAUAAUGACUCCAUCAAAAGUGACCAGUUUAUUAUGUUUUGCAUACCUUUACCCCAUUUGCAUUUUUACUAUACAUAUUUCUUUAACAGUUCGCCUUCCAUUGUGUGGAUAUCUGAUAGAUAAAGUAUACUGCGAUAACUGGUCUGUUGUCAAGUUAUCUUGUGUGGACAUAUCCAUUAAUAAUGCUUUCGGCUUUUUUCUUGCAGCAGUUCUGAUGGUGUCACCACAGAUGCUUACUCUGUAUUCAUAUGUUAGAAUAAUUUCUGUAAGUAGUAAAGCUUCAAAGGAAGCACGCAGUAAAGCAGCAAAAACCUGUUUACCCCAUUUGAUAACAUUUAUAAACUAUAGUAUAGCUACAUUUUUUGAAAUCCUACAUCAGCGAUUUGAUGCUAAUGCCCUCCCUCAUGAUGUGAGAGUUUUUAUGUCAAUAGACUUUUUAUUAUUGCCUCCUCUUUUGAAUCCAGUUAUUUAUGGGAUUAAAACAAAAAAGAUAAGGAAAAGUGCCAUAAAAAUGUUUAGUUCUCUAGGAACUGCUGGGAUACACAACAAUUUUUAA
This is a messenger RNA of Erpetoichthys calabaricus (reedfish), 948 nucleotides long. RefSeq names its product olfactory receptor 52D1-like. Gene Ontology annotation, molecular function: G protein-coupled receptor activity; olfactory receptor activity. Gene Ontology annotation, cellular component: membrane. Gene Ontology annotation, biological process: G protein-coupled receptor signaling pathway. Bases 58 to 948 code for a protein of 296 amino acids. Lineage: Eukaryota; Metazoa; Chordata; Cladistia; Polypteriformes; Polypteridae. The record is from RefSeq and is a predicted model, not a curated record. The transcript has a single exon.